AUGACAGUGCGCGGAUGUGGAGUAGCUGCAUCGAUCGCUUCCCAACAUUUGGAAAGGGAACCACCGCGUCGGGUUUCACAUAACGUGUCGGUUCCAGAGUACCAACGGAUCGUCCCUCCCUCGCGCCAACAAGCAAUUCACCAGCUGAAUCAUCCUCAUUCGCCUACCAUGCGAGACUAUCGACUCUACAGCCAAGAAGAAGAAGAAGAUGAAGCAGCUGAUCCAUACCCGAUCACACGGAAGCAGCUGGCUGCCAGACAGGCCAUCUCGAAGGACCUUCCCACAUUUUCUGGAGACCCGGAAGAAUGGCCUCUGUUUCUGUCCACCUUCACCAGUACUACUACUCUAUGUGGAUUCACUAACGAUGAAAAUAUCGUCCGCUUGCAGCGAAGCUUAAAGGGUCGAGCGUAUGAAGCGGUUAAAAGCCGAUUACUCCACCCAUCGAACGUAAGCGGAGUUAUGUCGACGCUCAAGAUGCUUUUCGGGCAGCCCGAGGUUAUCGUCCAUUCGAUGAUGUCGAAAAUCAACUCCCUUCCGGCUCUGAAAGAGGGCAAAUUAGAAACCAUCGUCGACUUCGCCAUCAGCGUUCAAAAUUUCUGUGCAACCGUGGACGCAUGUGGGUUGGAAGAAUAUUUCUACAACAUGACCUUUCUUCAUCAACUCGUCAACAAACUGCCUCCAUCGAUCAAGCUAAAUUGGGCGCAGUACCGCUUAUCGCUACCAACAGUCAAUUUGGCGUCUUUCAGCAGCUGGCUCUACACCCUAGCAGAAGCUGCUAGUGCCGUUACCAUCCCAAACAUCGUUUUCGAAUCCCAUCCCGUACGUAGCGACUCACGUGCGGUCAAGAAAUGCAACUUGUUUAUCAACGCUCACUCCGAAGAAGCCUCAUCAGGUCAUCACUCCGGAGUGCUACCGAACUCGAAAGGUGCGGAUGAUAGUUGCCUAGUAUGUAAAGGAAGUUGUAAGUCGAUUGCCAAAUGCGAACGUUUCCUGGAGUUCUCGCGCGACUCUCGCUGGGCGACUGUUCGAGAUCUUGGCCUUUGUCGUCGGUGUUUACAGCAACAUAAGGGUGGAUGUCAAGCUAAACUAUGUGGAAGAAAUGGCUGCGAGUUGAAGCACCACGAACUGUUGCACAACGAGCAAAAAAGCGCAACUCUGCCGCUAAUAGAUUCUAAAAGUGAUGUCAGUAAAUCAAUGCCGAAUCAACGACAAGAAUCCUCGUCACAUUCAGAGCCAAUUUCGACCGAGCACGGAUGUCAUACUCAUCAGGUCAUCUCUAGCCACGUACUGUUUCGUUACCUGCCCGUAGUGCUACACGGAAAGCACAGGUCAAUCGAGACUUUUGCCUUUCUCGAUGAUGGAUCUGAGCUCACACUGGUUGACGAGGAGCUUGCGGAUGAACUGCAGCUUGAAGGAGAGGAAAUGCCGCUAUGUCUGCUCUGGACUGGCGGAACGAAGCGACGAGAGGAUGGCUCAAAGAGCGUUCAACUAGACAUCGCCGCGAAGCAUAACGGUUCCAAUAAGUACACCAUGCAUGGGGUACGCACAGUUGCUGAGCUACUCCUUCCAUCGCAAACACUCAACUUUGAAGAGUUGUCCGGAAUGUAUCCACAUCUCAAGGGACUACCGAUCACCUCCUAUCAAGACGUCCGGCCGAGAAUCCUCAUCGGAAUGAAGGAUCAGUACCUCAGUCUUGUUCAGAAGAGCCGCGAGGGAAUGAUACACCAGCCGAUUGCUGUCAAAACGCGGCUAGGAUGGACAAUAUGUGGUGGAGCAAACUGUGAGAAUCCCGCCAGCUUGGUACACUCGGUAUUCCAUGUUUGCACCUGUACCUCGCCCUCAGACCAAGAUCUACAUAAAAUGAUGAAGGAUUACUUCGCAGUAGAUAGUCUGGGAGUUGCUCAGUCAAAGACACGUCUCCUCUCAACAGAAGAAGAGCGAGCUCAAAGUCUGCUUGAGACUCGCACAGUGCUAAAAGAAAACCGUUACGAAACAGGACUACUGUGGCGCGACGACAACAUUCGACUGCCAGAUAGUUUUUCGAUGGCCUUUCGACGUCUUCAGUGUCUUCGGAAGAGAAUGGACAAAGAUUUACAGCUAUCGGAUGAACUGCAUAACAAGAUCGUCGACCUCCUCGAAAAAGGCUACGCCAGGAAGCUCACCGAUGAUGAACUCUCCCAAAGUUUUCCCCGGACAUGGUAUCUGCCGAUAUUUCCCGUAACGAAUACCAAUAAGCCAGGGAAGAUUCGAAUGGUGUGGGACGCUGCUGCGACCGCCCACGGGGUUUCUCUGAACUCAGCGCUUCUAAAAGGACCUGAUCAAUUAUGCGAACUUUUUACCAUACUAGUUCAAUUCCGUGAGGGCCGGGUUGCCUUAACUGGAGAUGUGCGUGAAAUGUUCCUGCAGGUACUCAUGCGUCCGGAAGACCAGCAAUGCCAGCGGUUCCUGUGGUACAACAAAGAUGGGACUCUUUCAGUCUACGUCCUGCAGGUAAUGACGUUCGGAGCCUGCUGCUCCCCCAGUAGUGCCCAAUUUGUGAAGAACUUGAACGCCGAACGCUUCAAAGGGGAAUAUCCAGCGGCAGUCGAAGUAAUCCAGAAGCGCCACUACGUUGACGACAUGUUGAUGAGUGUGGCAACAGAAGAAGAAGCAAUUUCUCUCGCGAAACAAGUGAAGACGGUCCACGCAGAAGGCGGCUUCGAGAUCCGCAACUGGAUCAGCAAUUCCAAACACGUCAUCGAAGCCUUGGAGGAGAACCAUACCGAAGAAAAAAACCUCGAUUUAUCACCGGAGCUGGCUACUGAGAAGGUUUUAGGCUUGUGGUGGUGCACCGAUCUGGAUACCUUCAGCUUCAAAAUAGGAUGGAACCGUUACGGUCGAGCGCUGUUAGAAGGUCAGCACCGUCCAACAAAAAGACAAAUGCUGCGUAUCCUCAUGUCCGUGUUCGACCCGCUUGGGUUGAUAGCCCAGUUCCUAAUGUAUUUAAAAAUCCUGCUCCAGGACGUCUGGCGCUCUGGCAUCGACUGGGACGAGCAAAUUAAUGAGAGCAUUUUUGAUCGAUGGCAAACCUGGCUCCAAGUUCUCCCACGAAUCGAACAGAUAAGGAUUCCUCGAUGCUACUCCAAAGGACGAAGUUUCGACCACGGAGCAGUGCAGCUUCACACAUUCGUUGAUGCCAGUGAAAACGGAAUUGCUGCCGCCUGCUACCUACGCUUCAACCAUGAUGACGGCGUGGGAUGCAGUAUAGUCGCCGCAAAAACCAGAGUCGCGCCAUUGAAGUAUUUGUCUAUACCUCGACUGGAGCUUCAAGCGGCUUUGAUUGGUGCUCGUCUGGCUCGAGCAGUCUCAGAAGCACUCUCGGUCCAGAUCUCCCGUAGAAAUUUCUGGUCCGACUCCCAAGAUGUCCUGUGCUGGAUAAGAUCUGAUCACCGCCGCUACUCACCAUUUGUAGCUUUCCGGAUCAGUGAGAUCCUUGAGUUGACCGAGAUAGCUGAGUGGAGAUAUGUUCCCACCGACUUAAACGUUGCGGAUGACGGAACUAAAUGGAAAGGAUUUCCAGAUCUGGGCCCUGAAGCGAGAUGGUUUAACGGUCCACAAUUUCUCUACCUCACAGAAGAUCAUUGGCCACGCCCAUCGAAAAUACCAACCACCACCGACCUGGAGCUUCGUCCUAGUGCAAUGUCGCACUUCGUCGCAUCCGAACCCAUAAUACGAGCUAAUGACUUCUCCAGCUGGAGUCGACUCGUGCGAAUCGUUGCGCUUGUACAGCGAUUUUCUAGCAACUGCAAGCUAAAGCGCCAAAGGAAGUCAACCAUAAAUGGCCCUCUCUCCAGCCAAGAAAUAAGUUCUGCUGAAGCAUAUCUAGUCCGCCAAGCGCAGUGUGAAAUUUAUUCCGACGAAGUUGCUCUUCUCCAACGGUCGCAACACGAGUUGAACCAAUUGAAAACCCCGUUACCUAAGACAAGCUCACUGCAUCAAAAAUCGCCAUGGUUGGACCGAAACGGAGUUAUGCGGAUGCGAGGCCGCAUCGCCAACUGCGACUAUGCAACCGAAGAUGCUAAACAUCCUAUUAUACUUCCACGUGACCACCCUACCACCAAGUUGAUCAUUGCACAUUACCACCAAAAAUACAACCACCAAAAUCACGAGACCGUCAUAAACGAAAUUCGACAAAAGUACAGUGUUUCGAAACUUCGUACAGCAUUUGCCAAGAUUCGAAACAACUGUCAACUCUGCAAGAACCACCGAAUCGUUCCAAAGGUGCCGAUCAUGGCCGAUCUACCGGAAGCACGACUCGAUGCUUUCACUCAGCCCUUUACCCACGUCGGCGUUGAUUUCUUCGGGCCAUACGAGAUUGUCAUCGGCCGCCGAUCCGAAAAGCGCUGGGGCAUGCUAGCCACCUGUUUGACGACCCGCGCAAUUCAUAUCGAAGUGGCAUGUACUCUCAACACUGAUUCGUGCGUUAUGGCACUGCGAAACUUUAUUUCGCGAAGAGGAAAGCCCAGGACGAUUUACAGCGAUCGAGGAACGAAUUUUGUUGGCGCAAACCGAGAGUUAAAAGAAGCGGAAUGCACUAUUAACCAAGAUAAACUGAUGACCGAAUUUGUUGAUGCGGAGACUAGCUGGAAAUUUCUGCCCCCUUCCUCGCCACACAUGGGUGGCAGUUGGGAACGGCUAAUUGGCUGCGUAAAGAAGAAUUUGAUGGGGAUCUUAUCUAUGAGAAGGUUGACUGACGAAGUUUUGCGGAAUCUGCUGACCGAAGUAGAAAACACGGUUAACUCUCGACCUCUGACACACGUUCCAGUGGAUGAUGAGUCUUCCCCAGCCCUGACUCCCAACCAUUUCUUGAUUGGGUCAUCCAAUGGAGUGAAACCACUGUGUACUGCCGAUGAUAGUGGCGAAAACCUACGCCAAUGCUGGCGGUUGUCCCAAAUCCAGGCCAAUCGAUUCUGGAAGAGGUGGAUCAACGAUUAUCUACCCGAAAUAACUCGCCGUACCAAGUGGUUCACCGACACCAAGCCAGUAGAGGACAACGACGUGGUAGUGAUCGUGGACCCAAAACUACCUCGAAACUGUUGGCCAAAAGGCCGAAUCAUCUGUACCCAUCCUGGACGAGAUGGACAACCCAGGUCGGCAACGGUUAGAACAGCAACUGGCAUUUACGAACGCCCGGUGGCCAAAUUAGCUGUUUUAGAUGUACGGCGCGUACCGGAGUAA
This is a messenger RNA of Aedes albopictus (Asian tiger mosquito), 5217 nucleotides long. RefSeq lists its product as uncharacterized. Gene Ontology annotation, molecular function: nucleic acid binding. The transcript is spliced from 2 exons. Gene Ontology annotation, biological process: DNA integration. The record is from RefSeq and is a predicted model, not a curated record. Bases 1 to 5217 code for a protein of 1738 amino acids. NCBI's taxonomy places the organism in Eukaryota, Metazoa, Arthropoda, Insecta, Diptera, Culicidae.